Messenger RNA from Pseudopipra pipra, 3020 nucleotides. It is a transcript of the gene LRRC49, whose product is annotated as leucine rich repeat containing 49. NCBI's taxonomy places the organism in Eukaryota, Metazoa, Chordata, Aves, Passeriformes, Pipridae. Gene Ontology annotation, molecular function: protein binding. The transcript has 16 exons. The coding region runs from base 50 to 2110 and encodes 686 amino acids. The record is from RefSeq and is a predicted model, not a curated record.
GCGGCGCGGGGCUGUGCGGGGGUCGUGUGGGGCUGAGGGACAGUGGCACAUGGUGCCCAGCAAGGGCCGCACCGGCCGGGGCCCGCGGGCCGCGCCCGCACCGGUUAAUAAUUGUGGUCUUCAGCUGGUUAUCCAGACCUCAUCAAUACCAGAUAAGAGCAAACCAUUUGAAUUCAGGAUAAAUAAAGAACCGUCAUCUUUCCACAACAGACUUCUGCAGCAUGAUCUGGAAAAAAACUAUUCAGGAAGACAAGAUAACACAAAUUUUGGGAGCAGUUCAUCAAUAACAUUUCCUGUGUUGCAACGCACUGCUGAAGAAAAAAUCCUGAACUCUGAUAGACUUACCCUGGAAAGGCAAAAACUGACAGUGUGCCCAGUUAUUGAUGGGGAAGAUCAUCUUCGUCUUUUGAAUUUCCAACAUAACUUUAUAACUCGGAUCCAAAAUAUUUCUAAUCUUCACCACCUUGUUUUCUUAGAUUUAUAUGAUAAUCAGAUCGAGGAAAUAAGUGGGGUUUCAACUUUGAGAUCCCUGAGAGUCCUUUUGUUGGGAAAGAACAGAAUAAAGAAGAUCUCAAAUCUGGAGAACCUAAAAAACCUUGAUGUUUUAGAUCUCCAUGGAAAUCAGAUUACUAAAAUAGAGAACAUCGGUCAUUUGAGUGAGCUGAGGGUGUUAAACCUUGCCAGAAACCUACUGACCAUUGUAGAAAACCUGAAUGGACUGGAUUCCCUCACAGAGCUCAACCUUCGUCAUAAUCAAGUCUCUGCUAUAAAAGAUGUGGAUACUUUGCCCUGUCUCCAGCGUCUCUUCCUCAGCUUCAACAAUAUAUCUAGUUUUGAGGAUAUUCUGUGCCUUGCUGAUUCCUCAUCUUUGUCAGAUAUCACCCUUGAUGGCAAUCCAAUAGCUCAGGAGACAUGGUACAAACACACUGUUCUCCAUCAUAUGAUGCAGCUCCGACAGCUAGAUAUGAAGAGAAUCACAGAAGAAGAAAGACGUAUGGCCUCUGUUGCAGCAAGGAAAGAGGAAGAAAGGAAGCGUGAAAGCCACAGACAGACCUUGCUUAAGGAAAAGAAGCGGUUAACGAUUUGUAACAUUGCUCGUCAGUGGGAGAUCCAGCAGAACAGAACAGCCCUUGAGGCUUCUUUAAACCAGGAUAAGGACAAUGAGCCCUGUCAGAUCAAUGGCAGUGCUGCAUAUGUAUUUCCUGAGGAAAGCAGGUCUCUUGAUGCAAUUCUGAGCAGUGCAGUACAAGGCUUGUCUGUUCUAGAGUCUCAUUUAGUGGAAGUGGAAGGGGACACUCUUGGCCUGUAUGGUGCAGGAGCACUGGAGUGCCUGGAUCGGAACUGGAGUGUUCAAACAGCUGGAAUUAUUGUCACAGUCUCCUUUAUGUUCAUAGAAUUUGAUGAAAUUGUUCAAGUGUUGGCAAAACUGAAGAUGAAAUUCCCUAAUUGUGUGCACCUGAAGUUCAAGGAGACAAACCUGGUGGCGCUGCAGCAGUUCAACGCCCUGGCCGAGAUGCAUCGCGUGGAGCAGCUGACGGUCGAUCCUCAGGGAAACCCGGUUGUGAACUUCACCCUGUGGAAAUACUAUGUGCUGUUCAGGCUGAACCAUUUCAGUCUGCAGAAGAUAAAUGGAGUGAAGGUCACUGAAGAUGAUGUUGUAAAGGCAGAAAGGCUCUUUGGCAUCCUGGCAUAUGUAGCAUCUUCUGAGCUGCCACAUUAUCGUGUACUUUCAUUAUUUGGAGAAUCCAGGAGGAAGCAAUUCCAUUAUCUGCUAGAGGGAAAGGGCAAGAAAUCUGGGGUUGGGAGUGAGGAAAGUAGUGAUAACAGAAGAAAUGGAGGGGAAAGCACAACUCGAGCAACAUUGAAUUACAUGACAAAGGACUUCCAUAUGGAAAAGCUUGAGGAAAUCAAGGAAAGGAAAACAUUUUGCCGGACAUACGUGGAGAACUUGGUGAAAGAGGCAGCUGACAUCAACCUGAAGAACGAGUCGCUGCAGAAGCUCUGGCCUCAGAUGUUCAUCGAGCUCGUCAGGGAUGCAGUGAUAGAAAUCCGCAAUAAAAAUUCCUACAUGAAGCUCUGCUUGCAGAGGAUCACUGAGCAAAAACAGUAGAGCCAAGGAGUGUUGCCUUGCAAGCUUUUGGGAUCAGAAUUCCGUCCUGUUUUACAAACUUCAUCCAGUAGAAUAUAAAAUUACCAUCACUAUGGCACACUUCACCUCCCCACCCAGAGGGAUGCCUUUAAAUCUUAAUCAACUGUCAGUAAUUUUGAAAUACAAGUUUACUUUCAUACUGCUUCAACAAUGCUUCCUUGGCCAACUAAAGCAGUGAAAUAGCAUUGGUGAGGUAACUCGGUGAUUGUCGUGUUUUACUAAGUUAUUGUUUAUUUUUUUUCUGCUACCCUUGAUUCUGUAGUGCUGCAGCAUUGAUUUUUGAGGAACAAAUUUACAAUGCUUGCCUUAUUUUUUUAUUGAACACUUUUCAAUUGUCACCUUUUUGACUGCUGCUGUUUAGGAAAAAAAAAAAAUCAAAAAUAGUAGCUGAUUUUUUUAUGACCAAAAGCUAAUAAAUUAUUUUUACACCCUAAACUCGAUGAAGACUUAUUAUUGUUGCUUAACCUGUGAGAUUAUAGAACACUUUUUCACAUCAGUGUCAUGAGUGCUCAGCAUAUUGACAUUUAAUGAGCCUGAUUCUCAACUGAACAAAUUGCCCAAACUUGAUUUCAAAUGUUUUUCAUUAAUUUCACUAAUAAGUUUGUGUGAAUUAUUAUAGGUAAAAUAUGAACUCAAGGUAGCUCACUUAAGCUUUAUUUUUGUUGUGUUAAAAUAUGUUAAUAUAAUUUAUUUUGUUUCUUGAUUACUAAGUUAUUUACUUCUGAAGUUUGCCAAGAUCAAAUGAGCUAAAGUGCAUGCAUUACAUUUGGUAAAGAGAUUGAUGACUACUAUUGAGUUGUAAUUCAUUUCUGUGUGACUGUGUGAAAUUUCAUAUUAUCAAUAAAAAUAAAUUCUUCAAUUUUACCCUUCA